AAUGUCUCUCACCCUUUGUCUUCUUCAACUGUUCUCUCAUCCUUCACCCAAAAUCUCCCUCACUCUCUCUCUCUCUCUCUCUCUCUUCUUAUAAGAAAAGAGGUAAAAGCUUCCUUCGUUUCACUAUUUCCAUGAUUCUGAAUUCCACACAGAGAGAGAUAGUAAAAGCUAAGUAGUAAAGUCUUCUGCUGCCAUGGCCGAGAAGAAGAAGAAGCAUUUACACGAGCUUCUUGAAGAUGACCAAGAACCUUUUCAUCUCAACCAUUACAUCGCUGACCUCCGUUCUCAGAUGGGCUGCUCCGAUUUGCGUCUCAAGAAGCGUAAGUCCGACAACGUCGCCACGUUUCCUCCUGGUUUGUUCUCCUGCGAGAGUUCUUGUUUUUUCGCCGCUCAUAAAUCUCCCGACCCAAGAAAGUCUCCACUCUUCGAGCUCCGGUCUCCGGGAAAGAAAAAGACACGUGACGGUCGAGUUUUCCUCCAGAUUCCGGCUAGAACCGCCGCAAUUCUAUUGGAUGCAGCGGCGAGGAUACAGAAGCAACAGUCGGAGAAGGCUAAGACAAACAAAGCUCGGACCAGAGGAAACGGGUUUGGUAUGUUGGGGUCUGUCUUGAAGCUGCUAACAAACCGUAAAACAAAACCACGUUUAGAUAGCGCUGAUGCAAACGUGAUUUGUUUAGAACGCGGGUCGGAACCGACGAGUAGUAGUAGAAGUAGUAGUAGCCGGAGAGAGCGUUUUAUGGAGAUUGGUGAUAAGUGCUUCUGUGACAGCCCUUUUCAUUUUGUUCUCGAAACAACUACUCCAUCUUCCUCCGGUCACCGGACUCCUCAUUUCACAUCGACGGCUACUUCUCCGGCGCGCCGCAGUACUGAGGACGAAGAUAGCGAUGAGACAGAGAGCUUAGAGAAAGAGAGAGGACAAGAAGAAGAAAAUAAAGAAGAGGAAGACAAGGAACAAUGUAGCCCUGUCUCUGUACUUGAUCCUCUUGAGGAGGAGGAGGAGGAGGAGGACGAAGACGAGGACCACAACCAACACGAGCCUGACCAUCUCGAUCAUCUCUCUUGCAGCUUUGAAGUUGUACAACGGGCGAAAAGGCGGCUACUCAAGAAGCUUCGUAGAUUCGAGAAGUUAGCGGGGAUGGAUCCGGUAGAGCUCGACGGGAAGAUGUCGGAAGAAGAAGAUGACGACGAAGAUGAAGAUGAAGAAGAUGAAUAUGAGGAGAGCGAGGAAGACGAUAACAUGAGGAUUUACGAUUCAGAUGAAGAAUAUGAGGACGUAGAUGAGGCGAUGGCACGAGAGAGCGGGUGCGCAGAAGAGGAGAGGAGGAAGAAGAGUGAUGAAAGACAGAAGAAAUGGAGGAUGAUGAAUGCAUGGAAGUUAGGGGUGGGAGCAGAGGAUGGUGUAGACGCGGUUGUGCGUAAAGAUAUGAGAGAGGAGACCAAAGAGUGGACAAGACACGGUGGAGAAGUGGAAGAGGCGGUGUCCGAUCUCGAGCUCUCUAUCUUCUUCUUCUUGGUUGAUGAAUUCUCCCUCGAACUUGUCUCUUCUUCUCCGUGAACAAAUAAUGAAUUUGGUUAGAGACAAGAAAAUUAGUAGAUUUAUGGAAUAGAUAUGUCUUACUUGAUAAACUCUAAUUAACCUCUUUAACGUUAAUCUAGGGGAAUCCUUGUCACUUAUAA
Molecule: messenger RNA, 1677 nt
Organism: Capsella rubella
Lineage: Eukaryota; Viridiplantae; Streptophyta; Magnoliopsida; Brassicales; Brassicaceae
Product: protein SQS1
Exons: 3
Coding region: 194-1555 (453 amino acids)
Source: RefSeq, a predicted model, not a curated record